Oncorhynchus gorbuscha (pink salmon) is the source of this 3720-nucleotide messenger RNA. RefSeq names its product transcription factor Sox-18A-like. NCBI's taxonomy places the organism in Eukaryota, Metazoa, Chordata, Actinopteri, Salmoniformes, Salmonidae. The record is from RefSeq and is a predicted model, not a curated record. Bases 340 to 2151 code for a protein of 603 amino acids. Gene Ontology annotation, molecular function: RNA polymerase II cis-regulatory region sequence-specific DNA binding; DNA-binding transcription factor activity, RNA polymerase II-specific. Gene Ontology annotation, biological process: angiogenesis; lymphangiogenesis; vasculogenesis. The transcript has 3 exons.
GAAGGAGAGAAAGAGAGAGAGAGAGAGAGAGAGAGAGAGAGAGAGAGAGAGAGAGAGAGAGAGAGAGAGAGAGAGAGAAGGAGAGAAAGAGUCGCGGAACCUUUGGGACUUCUCGGUUUCUACUGAACCAUCUCACACCCUUCAGAGGUCAAUGCUUUGCUUUGGGCAUUCUGCUUGUCUUACCUCCGUCUCUUUCAGUUUCUCUGAACACUGUUGCUUUUUAAAACCUUUAGCCUUUUCCUCGUUGUCUGUGUCGAGAAACACAAAAGAACACAGACAGAAGUUAACACAACAACAACAACAACAACAACAACUAAACAGGAGUUUGUUUAAGCUGGAAUGAAUAUAUCUGAGUCUAGUUACUGUCGUGAGGCCAGUUCUCCACCAGGCCGGGACGGAGCCGGGGGGCAUCCAUGGGUCUCUUCCCCCAGCCCAGGCUCUGAUCGUGAGCUAGGACCCUUCGACCAGACCCCCCUUUAUGGAGGAUCUGGAGAUCGUGGCUCUGCUGGGGGCCGCACAGAGGCCAGGAUAGGGGCCGGAGCUGAACCAGGGACAGGGGCAGGAAGCCCUGACUCGACCCACCCAGAAGCACCUUCCCAGGGCAGCGUUGAGGGGAAAGCAGGGGGUGAGUCGAGGAUCCGUCGGCCAAUGAACGCCUUCAUGGUUUGGGCUAAAGACGAGAGGAAACGACUGGCCGUUCAGAACCCAGACCUCCACAAUGCUGUCCUCAGCAAGAUGUUGGGCCAGUCAUGGAAGGCUCUGACUACUCUGGACAAGCGUCCCUUCGUUGAGGAAGCCGAGAGACUCCGCCUCCAGCACCUGACGGACCACCCCAACUACAAGUACCGCCCCCGUCGCAAGAAACAGGCCAAAAAGCUGAAACGGGUGGAACCGGGGUUACUGCUCCACAGCCUAGCCCAGGGAGGGUCAGGGGUUCCUGGGGUAGGGGAGGGCUACGGACACCCUCUGAACGGUUAUGGACAUCCUCAUCCGCACCACCACCUUCUGCCUCCACUAGGCCACUUCAGGGACCUCCACACUGGGGACACACUGAGCUACGGACUGCCCACACCGGAGAUGUCCCCUCUGGAUGUGAUGGAGGAGGGGGGUGGGGACGGAGGGGUGUUCUUUCCCCCUCACAUGCAGGAGGACGUGGAGCUACAUGGAACCUGGAGUAACUACCCCCAUCACCACCACUAUAACAGCCAUCACCAUGACGCCCACAGCCAUCACCAUGACGCCCACAGCCAUCCUCACAGCCACAGUCAGGGGCAAAGUCAGGGUCAUAGUCAGGGUCAUGGUCAGGGUCAGGGUCAUAGUCAGGGUCAGGGUCAGGGGCAUAGUCAGGGGCAUAGUCAGGGUCAGGGUCAGGGUCAGGGUCAUAGUCAGGGUCAAAGUCAGGGUCAUAGUCAGGGUCAAAGUCAGGGUCAUAGUCAGGGUCAGGGGCAAAGUCAGGGUCAUAGUGGGGGUCAAAGUCAGAGUCAUAGUCAGGGUCAGGGGCAAAGGGGUCAUAAUCACCAUCUAAACCAGAGGGGCUCCCUGCUCUGUCGUCCUCCCCAGGAGAAAGGCCUCAACCAGGUGCCAGAGGCUACGAACUCUCCCAGUCCUUACUCUUACCCCCAGGGCUCCUCUAUAAGCCUGUCUGAGCCAGUCAAUCCCCUCCAGUCCACCAGCAGUUCCUCUGUGUCCUCUGGUUACUAUAGUUACCCGUACAAUAACGCUGGACCAGACACCCCCCAGGCCUCUCACCUGGGGCAGCUCUCUCCCCCUCCCGAGUCCUCCUCUUCCUCGCUGGUCCCCACCUCCAACCCUAAACCUCAGGCCCUGGACUCCGUAGAUCAGACUGGGUCCAACCACGUAGGCCUGACGUCAGUUGAGUUCUGGACAGAAGUGGACCGCAAUGAGUUCGACCAGUACCUCAGUGCUAACCGGACUCGUAUGGAGGGGUAUGGGAGUAACCUCAUUCCCGUUUCUAAAUCCAUGGAGGGGUAUGGUAGUGUCCCCGUGUCGAAAGCUCUGGAGGGGUAUACCAACGCACCCCUCUCUAAACCACUAGGGAGGAUCUGUGAGGAGAGCCAGAGUAGUCCUCUCAUCUCUGCUCUCGCCGAUGCUAGUAGUGCUGUCUACUACGGUACCUGUAUUACUGGGUAGACACCUUCCUGACUGCUGCUAGUCAUUGGCUGUGUGCCAGAGUCUAGUAUGGUCUUAGGGCAGCCUACAAGACCUGUUGGUCAAAUACAGUAUGUUAAACAUACUGUAAUACCGGAGUGGGACUUGGUGUAAUUUGCACUAUGGAAUAGGCCACAGAAGUGCAAACACUAAAUUAAGGCAAGUACACCUAAAACGAAAAUGUAAAAAUAAAAUACAUUUUUGAAAGCAUUGGAUUGGUGUACUUGACCCUGGUCUACAGUUUGACCUUUAAGGACUUUCAGGGUAGGAUUACUACAAUGCAUUAUGGUCUACAACAGACCACUGCAGACCACUACAGAACACUAAAGACUACUGAGCACUUCUUUUACUGUCCAGACAGGCAGAACAUUUAUAAUGAUAAACUUUUUCAUUUUUUUUGUUUAUUGCCAUUUAAAAAAAAAACACAAUUCCUAAUUUCAUGUUGUUGGUUUUAUUUGUGUAGAUUUUUAUUGAAUUAUUUUGAUGAAAAACUGUUUAAUUUGCACUGGGUCACAAACAUACGUAUAGGAAGACCACCAUGUUCCAAAUCUUUCUAAUGCAAUAUAUAUUUUACAAAAUGAAAGACUAGGAUUAUUGUUUCUGUACAAUGUGAAUUUAUGAGGUCUGCAAUGUUAGGACACUAGGAGACUUUGUUUUUAAAUUUUUGUUUGUUUUUAAAGGUUUUAAUUGUAAUUAUUUACAUCAAAACACUUGUUUAUAUUUUAAUUUCUGUCACCACACAUAAAAACAGGGGAAUCUGGGAUUUAGGAUAUCCAUUUUAGGACAUUUACAUGAAUAAUGUAUAGCCGGUUGACCACUUUCUCGUUGUUUGAAUCCCAGAAUACCUCUUUAAUUAAGAACCACGUUGAUAAAAAGGUAAAAACUACAUUUGGUUAAAAGAAAACGUUUUUUUUUUUAAAGUUAGGAAUAAAACAAACACAACAGUUGCUCUGCACUUAAAUCAAGCAGGCAAAACAAAAGCAUUAUUUCAUGCAGUAUUUCAUGCAGUAUUUCAUGCAGUAUUUCAUGCAGUAUUUCAUGCAGUAUUUCAUGCAGUAUUUCAUGUAGUAUUUCAUGUAGUAUUUCAUGCAGUAUUUCAUGCAGUAUUUCAUGUAGUAUUUCAUGUAGUAUUUCAUGCAGUAUUUCAUGCAGUAUUUCAUGCAGUAUUUCAUGCAGUAUUUCAUGCAGUAUUUCAUGCAGUAUUUCAUGCAGUAUUUCAUGCAGUAUUUCAUGUAGUAUUUCAUGCAGUAUUUCAUGCAGUAUUUCAUGCAGUAUUUCAUGCAGUAUUUCAUGCAGUAUUUCAUGCAGUAUUUCAUGCAGUAUUUCAUGUAGUAUUUCAUGUAGUAUUUCAUGCAGUAUUUCAUGCAGUAUUUCAUGCAGUAUUUCAUGCAGUAUUUCAUGCAGUAUUUCAUGCAGUAUUUCAUGCAGUAUUUCAUUGCAACAUUGUUAAACUUUCGGUUAUUGUUUCUUUAUUUGAAGAGGGCUUUUUGUAAAUGAAUAUAUUGCGUUUUAAAUAAUUUUACAAAAAAUAAAUAAAGUUAUUUCUAACGA